GUCAACAUUACCAGCGAGUCCAACUUUCCUAGAGAGGCAGGACAUUUUGGACAGGCGCUCCACCGCGGACGUUACUUCCCGUUCCGUUCUUUCCGGGCAAAGAGGGAAGUCGUGUUGCCUCGGAAGAGCCGAUCGUCGGCUGUUGCGUGGAGCGAGAAGCCCGCGAGGGGUGUGCAAGUUCUUGGAUGGGAUCCAUGCAUUUGGCGCCAUGGUGAAGUCUUGUUGUGCCAUCAACUGCAACAACAAAUUUUCGCUUGGCAAUAACAUCUCGUUCCACAGGUUUCCUCUUGGGAGGAAAGACCUAGUAAAGAAGUGGGUCUGGAACAUUCGGCGGAAGAACUUUUGCCCCACGCGCCACCACGUCAUCUGCUCAGAGCACUUCCAGGAGGACGACUUCCUUGAGAAUGUGGCUUCCGGGCGGCGGUACCUGAAGCCCGAGUCCGUUCCCACAGUGUUCAACAUCCCUGAGCGGCUGAAGAGGGGCCCGAAAAAGAGAAGGCAGCUGCUCCGCCGAAAGCCCCCUGAUCCCGAACCAUUGAAGCCCAAGACUGGCAGUUUAGAAGUGCCGUCCCCUGGAAGUGAUGUCGUUGGUCUGGAACAUUCCUAUUCCCUUCCAGCAAGUCCAGCCCUGGAUCAUCACUUGGCACCUAUACGGGAGCAAGGCCCCGAAGACCGUGAAAUAGGCAAGGGCCCCCGCCUCCUCCAGGCUCGGCCUAAGAGGGAGUGCAGGGAAAGGACAAAGUCAAGCUUCCCAGAUGGGCCCCUGGCGAGCUCCAGCGCCGAGUGCCAGUGCUUCCGGCAGCUCCGCUACCAGGAAAUUGACGGGCCCUUUGAGCUCUGCAGUCGCCUCUGGGAGCUUUGCCACCGGUGGCUGAAGCCCGGAAAGCACACCAAGCUGCAGAUGUUGGACCUAGUGAUCCUGGAGCAGUUCCUGAGCAUCCUGCCUCCAGAGAUGCAAAGCUAUGUCCAGGGGGAAGAUCCUCCUAACUGUGACCAGGCGGUGGUGCUGGCGGAGGAGUUCCUGCAGAAGCAACGACGUGGUGAGGAGUGGAGACCACAGGCUAAGAGGGCAGCCAUAGCAGAGAAGUCUCCAUCGGCCGUCUGGCAUAAGCUUCAGUUCAAGGGUACCACAAAGGAGGAGGCUGCAAGUGGCAGCUUGCUGGGUGACGGGAGCGUGAGAGAGACCAGGGCAGAGAACGCUCAACUGGAAGGCCCCGCGUAUGAAGAAGAAAUGUCUCAAGAGAUCGCUUCCUCCGUGACUGUUGAAACAGGUGACAUGUGGGAGAGUGACGUCGAGGGGGAGCCAUGUGGAAUGUCGACUGGAAACAAGGGCGUUGAGUCAGAAGGGAAUUCUGAGAAUCAAGACGGAACAAAGAAUCAGGAGAGAAAUGAACCAGCUCAGAAGUAUGAUGGGAAAUCAGAAGGUGAUGGCCAAGUUCACGGGAAUAAAGAUGAGAGUUGUCAAGAAAGUGGAAUCUCAUUGGAUAAAACCAAAGGGAAACUUGACCAGAGUAUGAAUAUGGAAAAGAUAUCUGGAAAUGUGGAGAAAGUGGAGAAUUCCCAGCAAACCUUGCAAGGGAAAACACCAAAAGAAAAUCCGUAUAAAUGUGCCCACUGUGGAGAGAGUUUCCAUAAGAGAUCACAGUUGGUUAUGCAUGAGAGGAGUCAUACUGGGGAGAAGCAUAUCUGCUCUCAGUGUGGCAAAUCUUUUUCUUACCAAUCGGAUCUUGUAAGCCAUGAAAGAAGCCAUACUGAUGAGAAACCAUACCAGUGCUCAGACUGUGGAAAAAGCUUUCGUGAGAAGGCAUAUGUUGCUCAGCACAAGAGAAUCCACACAGGAGAGAGGCCAUAUGCAUGCUCUGAGUGCGGAAAAAGUUUCUUCCGCAGAGGGUCCCUUAUUUUACAUGAGAGAAUCCACACUGGUGAGAAGCUCUACCAGUGUUCAGACUGUGGAAAAAGUUUCAAUCGGAAGCCACACCUCGCUGUCCACAAACGAAUCCACACUGGAGAGAAGCCGUACAAGUGCUCGGACUGUGGGAAGAAUUUCACUGUGAAAUCUGCUCUUAAUGUACAUAUGCGAACCCAUUCAGAAGAGAAGCCCUACAUGUGUUCUGUUUGUGGGAAAAGUUUCCGUGAGAAAGGAACACUUAAUAUACACAAACAAAGCCAUACUUCUGAAAAACCAUACCAGUGCUCUGAAUGUGGAAAAUGCUUCAGUUACACAGCGUCAUUUAGAAGACACAAGAAGACUCAUGCCAGAGGGUCUGCUGUCAAAUCAUAUGAAUGCCCUGAGUGUGGGAAAAGUUUCGGCCGCAAAGACUACCUUAUUACACACCGGAGAAUCCAUACUGGAGAGAAACCUUAUGUCUGUCCCAUCUGUGGCAAAGGGUUCAACCAUGGUGCAACUCUUGUUACACAUAAGAGAACCCAUACAGGAGAGAAGCCAUAUGAAUGCUCUGAGUGCGAUAAAAGUUUUAAACAAAUUUCAGGCCUCAUUACACACCGGAGAACCCACACUGGAGAGAAACCGUACGAAUGUUCAGACUGUGGCAAACGCUUUAUCUUGAAAUCAUACCUUGAUGUACACAAGAGAAUCCAUACCGGAGAGCGGCCCUAUCAGUGUGCUCAGUGUGGGAAAGGCUUCUCUUGCUCUUCUUACCUUUUGAGACAUGAAAAAACCCAUACGGGGGAAAGACCACAUACAUGCUCUGAGUGUGGUCAGAGCUUUCACUGGAAACGUUCCCUCAUUAUGCACAAGCGAAAGCACACGGGAGAACAGACUCUUCAUGAAUGUAUGAUUUGUAGCAAAAGUUUCAGCUGGACAUCUGCUCUCGCUGUGCACAUGAGGACCCACACAGGCGAGAAACCAUAUGUGUGCUCUGAGUGCGGGAAGCAAUUCAGUGGCAAGUGGAUCCUUAUCCAACACCAGAGAAUUCAUACUGGAGAGAAACCAUAUGAAUGCCCUGAGUGCAACAAAAACUUCCAUGCGAAAUCAUCCCUUCUUGCGCACCAAAGAACCCACUCUGGAGAGAAACCGUAUGAAUGUUCUGAAUGUUCAAAAAGCUACAGUGUGAAAGCAAACUAUGUUGCGCACAUGAGGACACACACUGGAGAAAAACCUUAUGAGUGCUCUGAUUGCGGGAAAAGCUUCUAUAAAAAAGAUCGCCUAAUGACACACAAGAGAACCCACACAGGAGAGAAACCGUACCAAUGUUCUGUAUGCGGGAAAGGGUUCAACUGGAAAGUUGGUCUGAUUAACCACAUGAGAAUCCACACAGGAGAGAAACCUUAUGCAUGCUCCGAGUGCGGGAAAUGCUUCCAUAAGAAAGAUCACCUUGCUAGACAUGAGAUCAUUCAUACGGGCGAAAAACCUUAUGAGUGCUUCGAGUGUGGUAAAAGCUUUAAUCAAAAAGUAGCCCUUAUUGUGCACAAGAGGACUCACACAGGUGAGAAACCGUAUAAAUGCUCAGAGUGUGGAAAAAGUUUCAGCUGGAAAAAAUCCCUUAUUACGCACAAGGCCGCCCACACAGGAAAAAAGCCCUAUGAAUGCUCCAAAUGUUCAGAAAGCUUCCACAGACGUUCCCACCUUGCAGAACAUGAAAGCACACACACAGUUUCAGCUUUUGUGGCUGUGCCUCAAGAACUCUCCGUGGAAGAAAUAAACACUGCUGUGAUGAAUUUGGAUUGCAAUACUUUUAUUCUGACUACCGUGGUGUAAAUUGAGAUUAUCAGAAAAGCUGAAUGACUCUGGAACGUGGCCAUUCUACGCAACCCGGUAGACAAGCUUUCUUUCACAUGCAGCAAUAGUGCUUUGUUAAAUAUAAUCUGUGGAAAACCGCAUCCCUUUCUGGUGUCUCGCUGUCUUUCAGACUGCUUAUAAAUUACUGCAAUUUCUUCCAAGAAACUCUCUCUCCCGGCCUUCUGAAAACACCUAUUUUUCAGUUAAGGUCCCAUGCAAAUCUUAAUUUUUUUUAGCUUUUCUUAGUGGAAUAUCAUGAUUGCUGCGUGGUGUGUAAACAAAUGUGACUAUUUACUAUAUUUUGAGAAUAAGCCCUGGAGAAGUAUCAAUAUAUUGGGCUAUGAUUGUGAGCAGUUCUUGGAAAGGAUUCUUAUAUUUUCAUGUCCUGAUCUGGUCAUUAAAUACCAUUUAAUUGUGGGGAUCCAUCUUUUCAUUCUCUGUUAUAAACUUCCCUUGUUAACUUAUGUUACUUAUCUGUGUUUGGGAAUAUAUGCAGACAUCACUGUUACCCAUUUAAUAAAUCGGAUUAUCUUGCGA
Messenger RNA from Sphaerodactylus townsendi, 4276 nucleotides. RefSeq names its product zinc finger protein 585A-like. The transcript is spliced from 12 exons. Gene Ontology annotation, cellular component: nucleus. Bases 209 to 3718 code for a protein of 1169 amino acids. Gene Ontology annotation, molecular function: DNA-binding transcription activator activity, RNA polymerase II-specific; RNA polymerase II cis-regulatory region sequence-specific DNA binding. Lineage: Eukaryota; Metazoa; Chordata; Lepidosauria; Squamata; Sphaerodactylidae. The record is from RefSeq and is a predicted model, not a curated record. Gene Ontology annotation, biological process: regulation of transcription by RNA polymerase II.